This is a messenger RNA of Eimeria necatrix, 1437 nucleotides long. RefSeq lists its product as hypothetical. The coding region runs from base 1 to 1437 and encodes 478 amino acids. The transcript is spliced from 3 exons. NCBI's taxonomy places the organism in Eukaryota, Apicomplexa, Conoidasida, Eucoccidiorida, Eimeriidae. The record is from RefSeq and is a predicted model, not a curated record.
AUGAAGCAGCAGCAGCAGCAAGUGGAACUGCAGCAACAGCAGCAGCAGCUGCUGCUGCAGCAGCGGCGGGUUGCGCCAGCAGCAACAGCGGCAGCAGCAGCAGGUCGCCUUAGAAAGACAAAAACAGAAUUGCAAGACGAAGCAGCAGCAGCAGCAACAGCAACAGCAGCAGCAGCAGCAGCAACAGCAACAGCAGCAGCAGAAGCAGCAACAGAGGCAGCAGCAGCAGCACAUGGGCGAGCCGGAGAGCUGCUGCUGCUCCUGGCCCUAGGGCCUCUGGUAAUGCUGCAAAGGGCCCUUAGGCCCCACGUGGGCCCUUGGGGGCCCCUAGGGGCCCCCAGGAAACUUAGGGGGGCCCCCGGGGCCCCCUGCCUUGUUGGGGCCCCUGGGGGCCCCCCAAGCCAGCAGCUGCAGCUGCUGCACUGCAGCAGCGCGUGUGCACUGCAGCAGCAAGUGCAGCAGCAGCAGCUGCAGCUGCAGCAGCAGAAGCUGCAGCAGCAGAUGCUGCAGCAGCGCCGCGGCUUAUGUUGUGUCGCAGCUGACGAAGCAGCAGCAACAGGAGUAGGAAGAGCCCGAGCAGCAGCAGCAGCAGCAACAAGUGCAGCAGCAGCAGCAACAAGUGCAGCAGCAGCAGCUGCAACAAGUGCAGCAGCAGCAGCAGCUGUACUAGUAUCCCGCCCGUUGCUGCUGCACUCCUUGUUUCGCUGGGGUGGUCUUGCUGCAGUGCCUGUCCCCAGCAGCAGCAGCAGCAGCAGCGGGAUCAGCAGCAGCAGCAGCAGCAGCGGCAGCAGCAGCAGCAGCUGUUGGGAUGUAUGUACACCUCAGCACAGUCGAGGGCUCUCCGCGGAGGUUGCUGCAUCUGUGGGCCGUGCUGCUGCUGCUGCUGCUGCUGCAGCAGCAGCAGCAGCAGCAGCAGCUGUAAAGAAAGCGGUAGACGACUGCGCACUGCUGCUGUGGAAAGGAAACAAAUGGAGAGGGACUUGGGUGCCCAACAAGUGGAGGUGGUACCACAGACACGGCUAUUGGGCGACGCGAAAGAAGCAGCUAAAGUUCGACACCUACAGAAGAUACAGGCAAGCAGCAGCAGCAGCAGCAGCAGCAGCAGCAGCAGCAGCAGCAGCAGCAGCAGCAGCAGCAGCAGUAGCAGCAGUAGCAGUAGCUGCAGCAGUAGAGACCACGGUUUUGCUGCUGUCGAAGCGUGACGCGUGUCCGCUGCUGCUGCGGCCGUUGCCUCUCCCUGCUGCUGCUGCUGCCGCCUCCAACCCGCAGCAGCAGCAGCAGCAGCAGCAGCAGCAGCAGCAGCAGGUGGCUUUUGCUGCUGCUGCUGCUGCUGCGCGCAGGUACCACGAAGUCAAAGGCAUGGGGCAGCCCAAGGCCAAGUGGUGGGCCCCCAAUGUUGGAAAAAGUCCCCUCAGGCAAUCCACCAAGUUCUGGUAG